Molecule: messenger RNA, 3787 nt
Organism: Dendrobium catenatum
Lineage: Eukaryota; Viridiplantae; Streptophyta; Magnoliopsida; Asparagales; Orchidaceae
Exons: 11
Coding region: 1-3456 (1151 amino acids)
Biological process (GO): lignin catabolic process
Cellular component (GO): apoplast
Molecular function (GO): copper ion binding; hydroquinone:oxygen oxidoreductase activity
Source: RefSeq, a predicted model, not a curated record
AUGAAGUUUGUAAGUGUUCUGAUGCUAUUUGGGCUACUGCUUUGUCAAGCAUGGGCUGACACUAAUCAGUAUGAUUUCAUUAUUCAAGAAACACCAUACACCCGCCUUUGCAGCACGAAGAACAUUCUAACAGUCAACGGUCAAUUCCCUGGGCCCACAAUUUAUGCUCGAAAAGGCGAUACUGUUAUCGUCAAUGUACAGAACCAAGGCGACUAUAACAUCACCCUUCAUUGGCAUGGAUUGAGACAGCCUAGAAACCCCUGGUCUGAUGGACCAGAGUACAUCACACAAUGUCCUAUCCAGCCAGGCACAAACUUCACAUACAAUCUCUUAUUCAGUGAAGAAGAAGGUACAAUCUGGUGGCACGCACAUAGCGAUUGGGACCGUGCCACUGUCCACGGAGCCAUCAUCAUACACCCACAAGAAAACUCAAGCUUCCCUUUCCCUACCCCUUACAAAGAAAUUCCCAUCAUUCUUGGCGAAUGGUGGAAAUCCAACGUGAGCCAAAUCCUCGCCGACGCCCUCCGAACCGGCGGCGCCCCCAACAGCUCCGACGCCUUCACCAUCAACGGCCAGCCCGGCGACCUCUACCCCUGUUCCUCAUCCAGCACCUUCACCGCCCAAGUCGAGUACAACCAAACCUACCUCCUCCGCAUCAUCAACGCUGCCGUCAACAACGAGAUCUUCUUCGCCAUCGCCGGCCACCCCCUCACCGUCGUCGGCACCGACGCCAGCUACACCAAACCUUACUCCACCGACUUCAUAAUGAUCACCCCUGGCCAAACCUUCGACGCCCUGCUCCUCACAAACGCCACCAACGGCUCCCUAUUCUACAUUGCCGCCAGCUCCUACGGCAGCGCCACCGCCGUCCGCUACGACACCACCACCACCACCGCCAUCCUCCAAUACAACAAUUCCACUGAGACGCCAAUUCUCCCUGCUCUCCCGAAAUUCAACGACACGGCAUCUGCUACAGAGUUCGUAGCGGGCUUGCGAUCUCUCGCCAGCGACGUCGACGUCCCGCAAGCCGUCGACGAGCGGAUGACUAUCGCGGUCUCUGUUAAUCUGUUAACCUGCGAUCCGGGAAAGACCUGCGGCGGCGCCAAUGGAGACCGGUUCGCGGCGAGUCUUAACAAUUUAAGCUUUGUGCCUCCCACCACAGAUAUACUCGAGGCCUAUUAUAAAAACAUAAGCUUGGUGUAUGGGACGGGCUUUCCGGCGGAUCCUCCGGCGAAGUUUAACUAUACAGGGGAUAAUCUGCCGGGGUAUUUGCUGUUUCCGAGGAGGGCGACGGAGGUGAGGGUGGUGGAGUACAACACAAGCUUGGAGAUAGUGUUUCAGGGGACGAAUGUGCUGGCGGCGGAGAACCAUCCGAUGCAUAUUCAUGGUUACAGCUUCUAUGUGGUCGGAAGGGGAUUUGGGAACUUCGACGAGGAGAAGGAUCCGUUGAGUUAUAAUUUGGUGGAUCCGCCAAUUGAGAAUACCGUUGGAGUGCCGAAGAGCGGCUGGGCGGCGAUCAGGUUCAGGGCUACCAAUCCAGGAGUUUGGUUUAUACACUGCCAUGUUGACGCACAUACAAGCUGGGGAAUGGACACUGUGAUCAUUGUGAAGAAUGGGGAAGGCUCGAAUGAAGGGAUGUUGCCUCCACCAUCAUAUAUGCCUCCAUGCCGCCGGAAAGCUGUCGGGGGAAAUAAACUGCCGGCAACAGUUUCCGACGCUAUUUUUACCGGUAGCUUGACAACUACCGAAAAGUCGCCGUCUAUGAGGUUUGCUGGCUUUCUUUUGCUGUUUGGGCUGCUGGUUUGGCAAGCAUGGGGUGAUCCUAUUCAACAAUACGACUUUAACAUUCAAGAGACUUUCUACACACGUUUAUGCCAAACAAAGAAGAUUUUAACGGUAAAUGGUCAGUUUCCUGGGCCAACAUUAAUUGUUCAGAAGGGGGACACCAUCUUGGUCAAUGUUCACAACCAAGCUGAUUACAACAUUACUAUUCACUGGCAUGGAUUGGUCCAGCCUAGAAACCCAUGGUCUGAUGGUCCAGCGUAUAUCACGCAAUGUCCGAUUCAACCUGGUGCUUCCUUUACAUACCAACUGAUAUUCAGUGAAGAAGAAGGCACGAUAUGGUGGCAUGCCCACAUCGAUUGGGAUCGGGCUACUGUCCAUGGUGCCAUCAUCAUUCACCCGCAGAGCAACGCUACCUUCCCAUUCCCAACCCCCCAGGAGGAGAUUCCCAUCAUACUAGGCGAGUGGUGGAAAGGCAACGUGAGCCAAGUCAUCGCCGACGCCCUCCGAACAGGCGGCGCCCCCAACAUCUCCGACGCCUACACCAUCAACGGCCAGCCGGGCGAUCUCUACCCCUGCUCCCAACCCAACACCUUCAUCGCUAACGUGGAGUACAGCAAAACCUACCUCCUCCGCCUGAUCAACGCCGCCAUGAACAACGAACUCUUCUUCUCCAUCGCCAACCACCCCCUCACCGUCGUCGCCAAAGACGCCAGCUACCUCAAGCCCUUCCCCACCGACUUCAUCAUGAUCGCCCCCGGCCAAACCAUCGACGUCCUCUUCGUCGCAAACAACUCCAAUGGCGGCCGAUACUACAUGGCCGCGCACAACUACGCUAGCGCCGAGGGAGUUCCUAACGACACCACGACCACCACAGCCAUUCUUCAGUAUAAUUUCGGCAAUCUGAAUCUCACCCCUGCUUUCCCUUCCACCACUCUGCCUAAUCACACCGAUAACGCUGCAGCAACCGAAUUCGUCUCACGCCUGCGCUCUCUGGGAACGACAGAAUACCCGGUUAACGUCCCCCAAGCCAUAGACCAGCGUUUGCGCAUCACGGUGGCGGUGAAUUUGCUUCCUUGCGAGCCGGGAAGGACGUGCUCGGGACCCAACGACGACCGGUUCGCGGCGAGUCUCAACAACCAGAGCUUUGUGCUUCCGUCUAUAGAUGUGUUGGACGCAUAUUACAAGAAUAUAAGCGGGGUGUACGGGAAGGGGUUUCCGGCGGAGCCUCCGCUGAUUUUCAAUUUCACAGGCGAAAACUUGCCUGGAUAUCUUCUGUUUCCGAGGAGGGCGACGGAGGUGAGGGUGGUGGAGUACAACACAAGCGUGGAGAUAGUGUUUCAGGGGACGACUUUGCUGGCUGCGGAGAAUCAUCCGCUGCAUCUCCAUGGGUUUAGCUUCUAUGUGGUCGGAAGAGGAUUUGGGAACUUUGAUGAGGAGAAGGAUCCGUUGAACUAUAAUCUUGUUGAUCCGCCUUAUGAGAAUACCGUUGGAGUUACGAGGAGCGGCUGGGUGGCGCUUCGCUUCUGGGCCAGGAAUCCAGGAGUUUGGUUCAUGCACUGCCAUUUGGAUCAACAUACAAGCUGGGGAAUGGAGACUGUGCUGAUAGUUAAAAAUGGUACUGGCCCGAAUGAACAGUUGCUGCCGCCGCCGUCAGACAUGCCACCAUGUUGAGAGAAAUUACUACGUGCGGAGUUCAGAUUAUUCGGAUUAGUGCGGAUAUGUACAAAUUGUGUAUUUACUCUGUAUUUACUAUGUACCCUCAUAAAUUCUGGAAAGAUCUUACGUCCAGACUCCGCACGUAAUAAUCUCUCCCAUGCUGAAGUAGAUACACAUAUCCAUGGAUUUGAUUGCUGAUGAAGAAUAAUUGAUACAGUUGAUAGUUUGAAUAAGAUAAGAUUGAUGUUCUAAUAGUUACAAAAUAAUUACUACAGCUGAUGCUUAUGUAUUUUUAUGUAUGAUUUGUUUUUAUUCUUAUUGAUGUAUGAUCAUUGAUGGAUGACGA